Camelus dromedarius (Arabian camel) is the source of this 1286-nucleotide messenger RNA. RefSeq names its product short chain dehydrogenase/reductase family 39U member 1 (gene SDR39U1). The record is from RefSeq and is a predicted model, not a curated record. Lineage: Eukaryota; Metazoa; Chordata; Mammalia; Artiodactyla; Camelidae. The transcript has 6 exons. Bases 70 to 954 code for a protein of 294 amino acids.
AACGCCGUAGUCGCGUUCUAGGGGAGGCAAACUCUAAACCUUGCGCAGGCGCGUUAGGUCGUGGUCGCUAUGCGGGUUCUAGUGGGUGGCGGGACGGGCUUCGUUGGGACAGCCCUAACCCAGCUGCUGAAGGCCAGGGGCCACAAAGUGACUUUGAUCUCCCGAAAGCCAGGGCCCGAUCGGAUCACGUGGGAUGAGCUUGCUACGACGGGGCUGCCCCGCUGCGAUGCCGCCGUCAACCUGGCUGGAGAGAACAUCCUCAACCCUCUCCGCAGGUGGAAUGAAGCUUUCCAAAAAGAAGUUCUUAGCAGCCGCCUGGAGACCACCCAAAUGCUGGCUAGAGCCAUUGCCAAGGCCCCACAACCCCCCCAGGCCUGGGUCUUAGUCACAGGUGUAGCUUACUACCAGCCCAGCCUGACUGCUGAAUAUGAUGAGGACAGCCCAGGAGGGGAUUUUGACUUUUUCUCCAACCUCGUAACCAAAUGGGAAGCCGCAGCCAGGCUUCCUGGAGAUUCCACACGCCAAGUGGUGGUGCGCUCUGGGGUUGUGCUGGGUCGUGGGGGCGGUGCCAUCAGUCACAUGCUGCUGCCCUUCCGCCUGGGCCUGGGCGGCCCCAUCGGCUCAGGCCACCAGUUCUUCCCCUGGAUCCACAUCAAGGACCUGACAGGAAUCCUGGUCCAUGCCCUUGAAGCAAGCCACGUGCAAGGGGUCCUGAAUGGAGUGGCUCCAGCCUCCACCACGACAAAUGCUGAGUUUGCCCGGGCCUUAGGCGCAGCCCUGGGCCGCCCAGCCUUCAUCCCUCUCCCAAGCCCCGUGGUCCGAGCUGUCUUUGGGCAAGAACGUGCUGUCAUGCUGUUGGAGGGCCAGAAGGUGGUCCCGCGGCGGACACUGGCCGCUGGCUACCAGUAUUCCUUCCCAGAGCUGGGGGCUGCCUUGAAGGAAGUCGUAGCCUAAGUGGGGAGGCUCUUGGCAGGGUCCGAGGCCUGUUCCUCAGCAGAGGCUUCCUGGUCAGACCGGGUGUCGGCCGAGGUUGUGACCUGGAACCAUCUGGUUCUUAGGGAGUCCUCUUUCUUUCUCAUUGUUCUGUUGCCCCACCUUAUUUAACUCAGAGACUGUUCAGUUUCAAGGCUGCAAUCUCAUCAGGUUGGGACCUUACCCUCCUCAGCUCCUGGUAAAAGAAUUUCCAAGUUUGGUUUCUCUGCGCGUCCCGUUCUUGCCCCGUUUCUCCAUUUUGCUGUGUAGAGAAUGUUCUGCAGUUGAGGCAAUAAAGGUAAAUUACCUCACUA